CACGUAUUCAUUUAGAUAUAGAAUCCAAGUCCAUUCUUCACACAUACACUUAUACUACACCGUGAAAAUGGUGACGUAUGAAAGCUAAAGAUUUCGGAUGAAUGAUUUCACGGCCUGUUGAGUGGGGGCGGUCAUCACUAGUGAUGGGAUUCCAAUGUACAAGUAUUAAUACACAAUGUACAAGUCAUACACAUCCCUCAAUAAUUAUUCAACGCGUUAUAUAUAUCACUCGUUAUUUCUAUCACUCGUUACCAACAUAGAGGCGGCAGUGUUAGUGAUACUAUCACUCGUUGUGGGGAGUCCAUAACGGACCGCCCCCUCCCCCCUUAGUACUUAUUUUAUAUUUUUACUAUUUUAUAUUUUUUACUAGCAUUUUGUAUAAAAGUUUAAAACUGUAUAUACUAAACAUAUAAUUACAAGAUUUUUAGUAUGAGCCUAUUAUCAAAUGUGAUAUUUUAGUUUUGGACCAAUUGCGAUUAGUAAGUACUGUAAGGCUGUAAGCUCUUAGUUCAGUUAAAGUUAUUAAAAUUUAUAUAUAUGUAACAAGUUUUAAAAGGUUGCAUGUUAAACACACUCUAGUUUGUGGAUGUAUUUAUGUUAAUUAGAUGUUUAAUUAGUUGGUAAGUUUUGGUUAUUUUUACAACUAGUAUAUUAUUAUUAUUAUUAUUAUUAUUAUUAUUAUUAUUAUUAUUAUAUUUUGUUAAAGAAAGAAAUGACGUUUCCUCGUGAAAUUUAAGUAAUUUAAAAAAAAAUAGUUAAAUGAAAUAAGAAUUCUGUUGAUCUCUAUAUCAAGUGGUGGAGGGCUUGCAUUUCUCUUGAGAGAUGCAGGUUCGACUCCCUUGGUGCAGAGUGAGGCACUGGUAGGCAAUGAUAGGAGACCCAGGGAAACCUGGGUUGUAUCCUUGAGCCAAACGGGUUUUACCGGUAAUUUCACUGUCAUGCCUACGGGCAGGAGGGUUACGGGGUUUUCCCCGGAAUGGUGGUGGACUCGGGUUACUCUCGGAGUACUCUGUUUGUCUAGUGGGUGCCCCAAAAGUGCUCAGGAUUGAAUUUGUUGACCGUUAAAAAAAAAGCAAGUUUUUAUUUAACUUUGUUGCAAGAGCGUGCACACAAAAAUAAAAUGCGUUAUUCCAAAAAAAAAAGGUCAAGUAAAAUAAAAAGCGGUGAAUCGCACCAAAUGACCCGUUUUCUACCAAAAAUCAAAUCGUAUAAAUCUCAAACCGAGUGAUUUAAUUCGGGUCGAUUGAUCAAGCGGUUUCACGGUUAAAGAACACCCAAACCCUGGUCUUCCUAAUAUUACUAAUAAAAUGACGGAAAUUCGAUAUAAAUGCAAGUAAGUUAUUAUGAUGAAACUAGUAAUUUAUUAUUCGAAUUGUAGCCUGCAACUUUCAUCGACUUAUUUGUUGAGAUCGAAACAACUUAUAAUUAAAAUACAAGUAGGCCUCUAUAUUUAUAUAAUAUAUAUAAUUUCUCUAAAAAAUGUUUUAAUUUCAAAGUACAUACCAAAUGCUACCAAACUCCAACUGUUAAUUUUGGGAAACCUACCAGAAUCCAGCUUAUGUCAAAAAUAGAUAACAUUUAUUGAUUUUAUACAUGUAAAUAAAUAAUUUAAUAAGUAUGCCUUUUAAGAUAAAUCUUUAUCUUAAUUAGUAUUAAUUUAUAAAACAAAUUAUUUUUUGAAAGCUGUAUUUUUCUCACCUUAACUAAUGGAUGGAUUGGUUCCAUAUGCCAAUGCCUCAAAUUUGUUUUGUGAAGAUUCUAUUUUGGCUUUUCUAUUUUCAUGUUUGACUUGGUUUUUGACAUAUGGAGCGGCAAUUUUUAUACUUAUAUGUCUUUCAUCAUCAUAUAAGUAAUUUAUUAAAAAUCGUAUUAUAAAGAAUCAUGAAGGGUAUUUUGCGGUUUUUAAAAUUUGUGAAGCUAUUAUCGGGUUGUUAAAACUAAUGGAGUGGUGGUUUAUUGGCAAAAACAAAACCUUUAAAAACACCUAGAUUAAGAAAGGAAAGGUAUUGAAUUUAAGUCUCAUAGACAACACAACAGGAGAUUAAAGAAAUUAGUCAAACAUGCUCUAUAAAAAUAUAUCAAAUUAUACAUUAUUGUAUGUUACUACCACACACACUCAAUAAAUGAUAUGUUAAAUAUUUUAUAUUUUUUUUCUGAGAGGUAUAUAAGUUUUUUUAUCAUUCAUUUCAAGAAUUAUACCUUUCUUUCCGUCUGAGUAAUUUUUUUAUCUUUUUUUUGACAUUUUCGAAAAAAAUAAAAUAUUAUCUCGUUUUUUGAAAAAAAAAAUGUUUCCUUUUUUAUGAUAAAAGGGCCUUAGUUUGACAAAAAUAAAGACAUAUCUUGGAUAAAAAAAUGUUAAGUAAAUCAACUGAAAAUUACAAAAUAACAGUUUGACAAAAAUAAAGACAUAUCUUGGAUAAAAAAUGUUAAGUAAUUCAACUGAAAAUUACAAAGUAACUUUUUGUUACAUUUAUUAUAUUAUAUAUUAUCCUGUAAUUGUAAUGUUAUAUAUCUCUCUAUUAAAAGAAUCCUUUAAUUAUCCAACAAAACUAUUUCAUUUAUUUCAGACAACAAAUAUCUAUAUUAAAUCUUUAGAUAGAUUGAUACCAUUUAUAGUAGUUAUAAUAUAUUUGUCAUUAAAUUGUAUAAUUAUUAUUUUUUCCGGAUUAAAUAAAUAAUGUGAAACUCAAAUGGUUUUGGAUUUAAGUGGGUAACUAACUGGGUAUCAUCAAUAAAAGAAUCCUAGUCAAAGACAUUGUAAACGGGCCGGGUCGGGUCGUGGAAAUCAAUAACCCGGCCGUCCUCCCACUAACCUCAACACCACUACAUUAUAAAUUGUGUAAUUGCACAAAGCCAUAAGUCAAAUGCAACAUAUUGAUCAUAAACAAAUUACGAUCUUCAAAAACAAAAACAACAAACCGAACAAGUAUUAUGGAUACAAUAAGUGAAAGAUCCGAGAAAUCAUCAUACGUAGAACCCUCGGCCGUUAUGGAUCCUAUCCAAAAACAACACUCGUAUAAGAAAUUAGAGCUGAUUUCAGAGAUGACGUUUGUGAGCAACGGUUGUGUUGAUUUUAGAGGGAGGGUUGCCGAUAAGCGAAAAACCGGUGGAUGGAGAGCUUCUCCUUUCAUUAUCGUGAACGAGGUGGCCGAGAGGCUAGCCUUCUUCGCUGUUGCUGUGAGUAUGGUGCUGUAUUUAGUAACGGAAAUGCACCAAUCGCUCCCAAACGCGGCCACACACGUAACCGACUGGAUCGGGGCUGCGUACGUGCUCACACUCGUUGGCGCAUUCAUAGCCGACGCGUAUUUGGGCCGAUUCUUAACCAUCAUCGUCUUCUCCUUCAUCUACUUUGCCGGGAUGGUCAUGCUCACACUCUCCGCAAAACUCGACCGACUCCGUCCGCCACUCUGCCUAAAAAGACCAUGCCCUCCCGCAUCCGAUGGCCAGACCGCGUUCCUCUACACCGCGCUUGGGCUCAUUGCCAUUGGGACCGGGGGGAUCAAGCCUUGUGUUUCAUCGUUUGGGGCGGAUCAGUUUGAUGAAGAAGAUGAACGGGAAGUUGUGAAGAAGUAUGCGUUUUUUAAUUGGUUUUUCUUCGCGAUUAAUAUGGGUGCAUUGCUUGGAAUUACGCUUAUGGUUUACGUGCAACAAGAGAAAGGGUUUGCAUGGGGUUUUGGUAUCCCUACCAUAACCAUGUUUGUUUCGAUUGUGAUUUUAGCUGCUGGGUUCUGGAAUUACCGGUAUAAGAAACCGAUGGGGAGCGCGUUCACAAGGUUUGUUCAGGUGAUGGUGGUUGCCACCAAGAAUCACCUCCAGGGACACCGCGUCGUCUCCGACGACCAACUUUACGAGGUUCCCACACGCGAAUCCGACAUCUUCGGUGCAAGAAAACUCACUCACACUCCACAAUACCGGUUCCUAGACAAAGCAGCCAUAAUCAAACCUCAAGACUCAACAACAACGAUACGAAACCGAUGGAAACAAUGCACCGUAACACAAGUUGAAGAAUUGAAAUGCUUCAUUAGGGUUUUACCCAUUUGGGCAACCACCAUUGCCCUCUCCAUCUCCUUCGCACAACUCUCCACCUUCUUCAUCAGCCAAGCCACAAUCAUGGACCGCAAACUCGGCCCACACUUCGUCAUCCCAUCGGGCUCCAUCCCCGUCUUUUCAGCCAUUAACGCGCUCAUCCUCGUACCCAUUUACGAAAAACUCAUUGUCCCCUUUCUCCGUAGCAAAACUGGACACAAACGUGGGAUCACUUCGUUGCAACGCAUGGGGGUCGGUCUUUUCAUCUCCGUGUUUGCUAUGGCAUCCGCCGCGGUGGUGGAACACAAACGACGGACGCAUGCGAACCCGAAAACCCUAAGUGUGUUUUGGUUGUUUCCUCAGUUUUUUCUCAUAGGAAGUGCUGAGGUUUUCACAUAUGUGGGACAACUCGAGUUCUUUUACGAUGAAGCGACCGACGGUACAAGGAGUCUCAGCAGCGCGAUGUUUUUGAGCGAAAUCGGGAUUGGAAGCUGGCUGAGUACCGCGAUUGUGAAGAUAAUCGAGAAGGCGACCGGAGAGGAGGAGAAAGGGUGGUUGAGGAAUGAUUUGAAUGCUAGUAAGUUGGAUUACUUUUACUGGAUAUUGAUGGCGAUCAAUGUGGUUAAUUUGGUGGCUUAUUUGUGUGUUGCUCGACGGUAUAAAGGUAGAGAUGGAGCAAGUGCUACAGGAAGUGUUAGAGAUGAGUCAAUGGUGAAUGGUCAAAGUUAAGUUUGUGAUAAUAUAUAGAAUUUAAUUUGUAUUGUUUUCCCACAAAUUUGUUAUGUGUUGGUUGUGUUUAAUAGUUUGUGAAGUCCAUAACUUUAAUUUGACCUUUGUUUGUUUCUAA
Molecule: messenger RNA, 4873 nt
Organism: Helianthus annuus (common sunflower)
Lineage: Eukaryota; Viridiplantae; Streptophyta; Magnoliopsida; Asterales; Asteraceae
Product: protein NRT1/ PTR FAMILY 8.1
Exons: 5
Coding region: 2932-4755 (607 amino acids)
Biological process (GO): oligopeptide transport; transmembrane transport
Cellular component (GO): membrane
Molecular function (GO): transmembrane transporter activity
Source: RefSeq, a predicted model, not a curated record